ACCUUCCUGGCCACCUUGGCGCGCAGCACCCCGGAGGAGGAGGAGCUUCAGCUGCAGGAACGUAUAGAAUUCAGCAAGAGAGCCGUCUCCUGGGUCCUAGAGACCUCCAGCAACCUCCACCGCCGCAUGCAGGAACUAUGUGAUCGCCUUCACAGCGGAGCGUUCGAGCAGCUGGACGAGUCUCUGCGCACACUGAACAAGGAGCUGAUCACCGAGAACCACAGACUGCAGGACCUCGCCACCGUCCUGCAAGAGAAGCACCACCGCAUCUCCCUGCAGCACCACGAGCUCCAGGACCGGGCGGUCUCCUCGGAAACGAAGGUGUCGGAGAUGGAGCGGAGCAUCGAGGACCUCCAGUGGGAUAUGGAGAAGCUGAGGAAACACGAGCAGAAGCUGAACCGUCACCUGGCCGAGGCCCUGGAGCAGCUGAAUUCCGGCUAUCACAUCUCGGGGAGUUCCGGAGGCUUCCAGGGGGGACAGACCACUCUGACUGUGCAGAAGUUUGAGAUGCUGAACGCGGAGCUGGAAGAGAACCAGGAGCUGGCCAACA
Nanorana parkeri is the source of this 550-nucleotide messenger RNA. RefSeq names its product E3 ubiquitin-protein ligase BRE1B-like. The transcript is spliced from 5 exons. Gene Ontology annotation, molecular function: ubiquitin protein ligase activity. Gene Ontology annotation, cellular component: HULC complex; nucleus. The record is from RefSeq and is a predicted model, not a curated record. The annotation marks the transcript as partial. Lineage: Eukaryota; Metazoa; Chordata; Amphibia; Anura; Dicroglossidae.